AUAUUUGAAAAAAAAAAAUAAUAUAAAAAAAUAAUAUAAAAAAAAUAAUAAAAAAUUAAAUAAAAAGUAUUGUGACCAAAGUUUGUAAGGAUACAACAACAUCUCGCAGUGAUAACUGAAUGUAGCCUCAUAAGCCAUACACAUGUGUAUGUAUAAGCAAAAGCAGCUGUUUGAGUUCACUGGCGAAAGGUGCAACAUAAGUUAAGACGCUCUAAAAAAGUGUGUAAAAUCAUAAAGUGAAUUAGUCGAGUGAAGGGUAAUUACAAAGCUGAUGGCCUACACUUGAUUACCCAUAUUUCAUAUUUGGUGUGAUAAAUCUUUUUUUUUCCAAUAUCAUACAUACAUACAUACAUCCAUAUAUUGCAGGCGUGCAGUAAAAACACAAUAAAAUUAAUUUGGCUCGCGACAAAUUAUUUCAACAAUAUAAAGAAUAUAAAUUAGCUGUGUGCAGUUGAAGGAGGUAACGGUUAUUUACGAUAAAUUCACAAAAACAUUUAAAUUGCCGGAAAAUGUCAUUAAAGAAAGAAACACCAUCCGACGUGCUCUUGCAUUUGGCAGCACUCCGUGGUGACGAGAUCAACCUGCGGCGUGUACUUGAUAGUGGCAAAGUGCAUGUGGAUUGUAAAGACGAGGAUGGCACUACACCCCUCAUUUUAUCAGCAGCUGGCGGUCAUACACCCUGUGUUUUGGAGUUGCUUGAACAGGGUGCUGAUCCGAAUUCCCGUCGCGCUACUGGCACAACACCGUUAUUUUUCGCCGCACAGGGUGGCUACCUGGAUGUAGUUAAAAUAUUAAUAAAAGCCGGUGCUAGCGUAGAUACGCCAUCGGUGGACGGCGGCACACCACUUUUUGUCGCCGCUCAGGGUGGUUAUGUGAAAUUGGUUCGGGAGUUGUUGGAUUGUGGCGCUAAUGUGAACGCUUGCAUGAAGGAUCGUGCCACACCCGUUUUUAUAGCUGCACAAAAUGGUCACCGAACAGUGUUAUCUCUUCUCAUAACCGCUGGCGCCAAUCCGGAUAUGAAGCGCAUAGACGGUGCCACACCACUCUGGAUUGCCGCACAAAUGGGACACGAUCAUAUAUGUAAAGUGUUGUUGCAAAAUGGUGCAUUCGUGGAUGCGGUACGUUGCGAUGGUGCGACACCCCUCUUUAAGGCGGCGCAUAAAGGACAUGCAGCUGUAGUGACUGAGCUGUUGAAGCACAGACCCAAUUUGGGUUUGCUACCGAAUGGCGAGACAGCGUUGCAUGCGGCUGCCAUGUUUGGCCAUUUAACCGUUUGUAAGCAGUUGAUCGCCGCCGGUAGUGAUAUAAUGCAGAAAAAUCAGGAGGGUUUAACGGCCUUGCAGGUGGCACGUCAACAGAAAUAUUCUUCGAUCUGUGAUUAUUUGCAGGAUCGCUUGCGUAUGGUACGUGCGCGUGCGGGUACGGCUUCAUAAAUGCCGUUAUUAAGUAUUUAGUGUAGAUGAAAAGGAGCUUUAAAUUGUUGAAAACUUAAGGAGAACGAUUAAACUUAUCUAAUCUGUAGUUACACACAUA
Messenger RNA from Ceratitis capitata (Mediterranean fruit fly), 1533 nucleotides. Its product is annotated as ankyrin repeat domain-containing protein 29. Gene Ontology annotation, molecular function: RNA nuclease activity; RNA binding; protein binding. NCBI's taxonomy places the organism in Eukaryota, Metazoa, Arthropoda, Insecta, Diptera, Tephritidae. The coding region runs from base 510 to 1433 and encodes 307 amino acids. The record is from RefSeq and is a predicted model, not a curated record. Gene Ontology annotation, biological process: RNA processing. The transcript is spliced from 6 exons.